AUGGCCCCUUGUAUACCAGACAUGACAGCAGAGGAACCCGUUGGCCUAUGGGUGUUGAGCCCAGUAGGGGAGGUCAAGUUACUGCCUGAACAUAGGCUGAAGGAGGAACGCCAAAAUUGCGAUCCAGAAGUAACGUGCUGUCACACAGAGACACCCAGUGAGGUGUCUGCAGCACUCACGGACAGUGUGUGUGCUGAGGAGCUGUUCUGCAGGAUCUGCCAUGAAGACAGGACUUCAGGGGAACUGCUGUCCCCCUGCGAGUGCUCUGGUAGCCUGGCCAUGGUGCACCGGGCCUGCCUGGAGCAAUGGCUCACCACAUCCAACAGCAGCCACUGUGAACUCUGCCACCACCAGUUUGCACUCGAGCACCUGCCGAAACCUCUCACUGAGUGGUUAUGUGCUCCAUCUAUGCAGCAGCAGAGGAGGACAUUGUGUGGUGAUGCAGUAUGUUUCCUGUUCAUCACGCCACUGGCCAGCCUGUCAGGAUGGCUGUGUGUUCAGGGAGCCAUGGACCUCUAUUACACUAAUGGCAUGGAGGCCUUGGGGCUGCUGGUCCUCACCCUGGCUCUGUUUACCAUAUAUGUCUUCUGGACCCUGGUAUCUGUGCGCUACCACAUGCAUCUGUUCAAGACAUGGAAGAAAACUGACCAGAGAGUGCGACUGCAGAUUCCCUUGUCCGGCCACAUUACACACAACCAACAGACCAUGUCCUUAAACAGCCUCGGCAAAACCACCAACAAAGAGACUAUGGUGUAAACUACACUGUACAAUACUGAACACACCUCAAAUGAAUGGGGGGUGAGAAGCAUCCCCAUACUCAACAGCAGGCCUUGAAGCCACUCGGGCUCCUCCAAGAGGUUAAAAAGCCUUUGCAACCUUUACCUACAAACAUUACAGUGGAA
Messenger RNA from Pleuronectes platessa (European plaice), 902 nucleotides. RefSeq lists its product as uncharacterized. NCBI's taxonomy places the organism in Eukaryota, Metazoa, Chordata, Actinopteri, Pleuronectiformes, Pleuronectidae. Gene Ontology annotation, molecular function: zinc ion binding; ubiquitin-protein transferase activity. The coding region runs from base 1 to 756 and encodes 251 amino acids. The transcript is spliced from 4 exons. Gene Ontology annotation, biological process: protein ubiquitination. The record is from RefSeq and is a predicted model, not a curated record.